CAUGCACCCCAUGUCUGUCGGUCCGCUGAUCAGCUCAAGUUCAUCGAUUUGCACCCGGGGCGUCAUCAACAUCACAACCGUUAGUUGCCACUUUCAUAACGUAAUCGCGAGCGGAGGUGAUUGGUGGUGUGUUUGGUUAGUUCUAGAAAAGUAAGGGUCGAGCGAAUCGAAAUGUCCAAAAUCUAUAAUGGACUGGUGGCCGCGGCGGAUCCGCUCGUUCCGGGCAUGCUGCGACCGUUGUGGAACCAUCCGGCUGGACCGAAGACGGUGUUCUUUUGGGCACCGAUGUUCAAGUGGGGCCUGGUGCUGGCCGGACUGAGUGACCUUCGACGACCUGCGGAUCAGCUGUCGGUGUCGCAGGCAGGCUCGCUGGCUGCGACUGGGCUCGUGUGGUCCCGCUACUCGCUGGUGAUCAUUCCGAAAAACUGGACGCUGUUCGCGGUGAACGUGUUUGUGGCGGGGACGCAGAUCGUGCAGCUGUACCGGGCCUUCGACCACUCGCGGAAGCAUCCCAAGGUCGAAAAGUGAGACGAUUUUUGCGAGUCGAGUUUAGGUGUUUAAGACUGUGAUCGAAACGAAAUUGUGUGUAAAUAAAACGAAAUUGUUUUUUUUUCUGUAAUAUA
Culex quinquefasciatus (southern house mosquito) is the source of this 623-nucleotide messenger RNA. Its product is annotated as mitochondrial pyruvate carrier 2. The record is from RefSeq and is a predicted model, not a curated record. Gene Ontology annotation, biological process: pyruvate import into mitochondria. Gene Ontology annotation, molecular function: pyruvate transmembrane transporter activity. The transcript has a single exon. The coding region runs from base 172 to 528 and encodes 118 amino acids. Gene Ontology annotation, cellular component: mitochondrial inner membrane. Lineage: Eukaryota; Metazoa; Arthropoda; Insecta; Diptera; Culicidae.